Drosophila ananassae is the source of this 1529-nucleotide messenger RNA. Its product is annotated as tyrosine-protein phosphatase non-receptor type 23. The transcript is spliced from 3 exons. The coding region runs from base 400 to 1452 and encodes 350 amino acids. NCBI's taxonomy places the organism in Eukaryota, Metazoa, Arthropoda, Insecta, Diptera, Drosophilidae. The record is from RefSeq and is a predicted model, not a curated record.
UCGCGCCAUUGCAUUCGACUUACAGCUCGUCACACGCUCGGUUCGGUUUAGUUUUUCCAUUUAUUUUUUUAUAUUCUGUUUUAAAGUUUUCCGUUUUCGGUUAAACUCUUAGUUUUGGACUUUAAUUCGGGUGUUUAACUAUUUAUUUUUUUUGGUUUAUUUUUUUUGUGUAUUUUUUUUUGGCAAAAAAAAUAUAUAUAUAUUUUUCGCAUAAAACCAAAAAUUCAAGUGAAUGUUGUCGGUGCUGGUUGGUGGCUCGAAGGAGUGAUCGGAUCAAGGCGGUCUACCAGGCUCAUCAUCAUCAAUUUCGGCUUUAUUAUUAUCAUCAUCAGCGGAGGAGACCAUUAACGGGAUACUAGUCCACAAAAAAAAAAUAAAUAAAAACUAAAACUCAGAGUCAUGUUUCAACCUCAAUUACUCCUCUUAGUCCUGGCUCUGGCCAAUGUCCAGGCUGUCCUGACACCUCCUGGCUACGAUGAUGACCGCUCCCCACUGCCCCUGCGACUGGAGGACUUGGAAAGAGAACAGGAACAGCAGCAGCAUCAGUUGCACUUGCAGGACCUCAACCGACCGCCCCUCCUGCCGAAUCACUACGAAUGGCGACCGGAUGUGGCGGCCAGUCUGCCGCCCAGCUACGUUCAGGACGCCGCUCUGCGAGAGCGGGAGAGGGAGAGGGAGCGCCAGCUGGAGGAGCUGCGGCAGCUGCAGCGGCAGCAUCAGCAGCUAAGUGCCGGCUACGCCUUUCCCGCCCACCUGCCAGGGGUGCUUUACGUGGGUCCCACUGCCACGCCCACUGUUGCAACGCCUACGACUGCCACAAGUACUGUGGCGAAUCGAUUUCUGAAGCCAAUAGUGCCUUAUGAUCUGGAAUUUGGCUUAAAGAGUGUUCCAUAUGUGGCAAGUAAUGCUCUGCCCCUGCCAGUGCCACGCCCCCUGCCACCUCCGGGCAGCGGAAGGCCACCGUUUAUUUACGGUUUCACCCAGGGAAGACCCUCCAAAGUGCCGGCUGCCACUCCCCUGGUGGUGCAACAGUCCAAACAGUUCGCCUACGCCCCGGCCACGCCCCCGCAACGACACUACGCCAACGGACCCCGCAUACCCCUGCCCUAUCCCCCCAGUUUCGUCAGCAUUACGACCCGCCGGCCCGCCUCAUCCUUCCGUCCCUCACAGCCGGAUCCGACACCGGACUUGUUCGCCGGACGGAAUUCCAAGUCGCUACUGGACUCGUAUAUCCCGAGCUGGGAAGUGAUACGACUGACAAGGGAGCAGAGGGGAGAGACCGGAAGUGCGGGGGGUUUCCGGCCCAUCCAUCGACAGACUUUGGCGUAUCCGGCUCCGCCACAUCUGAGACUGUUCAAGAGGGACUCGAAGGACCCCUCGAAGGAUGCCCAGGAUGUCAACCGAACGAGAGUUGUGAAGAAAGCUCUGAGACCUUUGAACGAAAAUGUUUAGUUUUUUUACAUUUUUUAUUUUGUUUAGUUUAAUAUUUUUUUAUUUUAUUACGAAAUAUAUUAAAACGAAUAUUUAUU